Prorocentrum cordatum is the source of this 1122-nucleotide messenger RNA. Lineage: Eukaryota; Dinophyceae; Prorocentrales; Prorocentraceae. The record is from the annotation of a GenBank genome assembly.
AUGGCGCCAGCCAUCUCUUUGCACAUGAAGGGCGGGCGCGCCAGCAGUUCGGGGGCCUCGCAGACUCAGACUCACUUGCACCUGUGCCAUUACUUAACAGAGGGGCUUUGGGGGGCCAUCAUGGAUAAGGACAACUCCUGGGAAACGAAGAAGGGGGCGAUGGCCGACUUCCUCAUGCAGAUCGGACUGCGUCACCCGUCGGACCCUGCGGUCAAAGACCUGCUGGCUAUCUUGUCGCAUUGCCACGGCCGCUCGCUCCAGCCCGGCGAGGCGUGCGACCAGCUCCACAAAUUCAAACUGAAUAUGUCCGCCAAGAGGCUGACCACCUCGGGCCAGAUGGCGCUGCUGAGCUACCCCUUGGACCCCAAGGACUUCAUGAAACAGUGCCAGAGGGCGCGCGCCGAAGGCGAUGGCCCCGUCAAGACGAGGAUUGAGCCAAUGAAGAUCAAGCACAUGACACGGAAAGAUUUGACGCCUGCGAGGUCCACCAACUUGGCUAUCGGGGGGAGGCAGCGGGCCGCGGAGAGCUCGUCGCCCAAGGUUGCCGAUCGGAAGGAGCGAAGCGACGACCUCGCGGAGUUGCUGCUGCGCAAGUUGAAGGACGACGGCGGGUCUCCAUCUGGCAAGAGGCGCUACGCCUCGAAGGGCCCUGCAGUCGCGGCGUGCCUCGCGAUCGCGGACCAGCAGGCCCGCGGGCAUUGCGGCGCCGCGGCUGGCAAGAAGGCGUUGGAUAAUGCGAAGGGCAAGAGGAAGAAGAAAGGGGGCGACUCCGACGAGGAGAAGGCCUCAGACGACGAGGAGGUCCCCUUGCUGGGUGGCAAGCCCGCCGCGGCGGCUCCACCCCGCAAAAGGCCCUCCGCGGCGCCUGCCUGUAAGAGGCCCUCGGCGGCGCCGAGUGCCGCGGGCAGCAAGAAGGCCAAGGUCUCCGAGACCACGGCGGAGCUCUUGCGGCGCCUCCCGAAGGACUUCUCCAAGAGCUUCUUGAAACGAGAGGUGGCCAUGCGGAUCUCGCGUGGGGCUUUCACCGCGCGCGGCUACGCGCUCUUCAAGAAGACAGACAAGGUGGCGGCCCCCGCGGCCUACAACGUGGCCGCCCGCUUUUGGGGCCAGGUGCACGGCUGA